Messenger RNA from Uloborus diversus, 2638 nucleotides. Its product is annotated as solute carrier family 2, facilitated glucose transporter member 1-like. Gene Ontology annotation, biological process: monosaccharide transmembrane transport. Gene Ontology annotation, molecular function: hexose transmembrane transporter activity. The transcript has 11 exons. The coding region runs from base 106 to 1545 and encodes 479 amino acids. Lineage: Eukaryota; Metazoa; Arthropoda; Arachnida; Araneae; Uloboridae. Gene Ontology annotation, cellular component: membrane. The record is from RefSeq and is a predicted model, not a curated record.
AGGCUCGAGAUAAAUUGUGAAGGUCUUAUCUUUCGUUCAUCGUGUUUUGGAUUUCGGGUUGUGCCUUUCCCAUCUGAAGACGUGUUGUGUACAGUGGAAUCCAGGAUGGCACGCAGUAAUAGAAGAACGGAAGGCCUAACCGGGCAUUUAGUGUUUGCAAUUGCCGCAGCAGCUUUUGGUUCAUCGUUCCAGCAUGGUUACAACACAGGAGUGGUCAAUGCGCCGCAAGAACUGGUGGAAGAGUUCAUCAUCAAGACAUACCGGGAAAAAUACGACGAGGAUCCGCCCAUCACCGUGGUCACGCUCAUCUUCUCCAUCAUGGUCUCCGUGUUCUGCCUCGGGGGCAUGUUGGGUGCCCUGGGCACCGCCUUCCUGGCGGAGAGGUUCGGGCGCAAGGGUGGACUACUGCUCAACAACGCACUCGUCUUCGUCGCCGCCGCCAUGAUGGGAUUCUCGAAAAUGGCGGGAUCUUACGAGAUGCUCAUCGUCGGCAGGUUCAUCAUCGGCCUCAAUUCGGGACUAAACGCAGGAUUAGCGCCAAUGUACUUGACAGAAAUUUCCCCAGUACACCUUCGCGGAGCGGUGGGAACUAUCUAUCAGCUCAUCAUCGCGUUUUCAAUUCUGGUGUCUCAGAUAUUCGGCAUGCCUCAGAUACUUGGGACCGAGCAUGGAUGGCCUAUUCUUUUCGGUCUGACCAUGGUGCCAUCCGUUUUCAUGUUGGCUGCUCUACCGUUAUGUCCAGAGUCGCCGAAAUUUAUCCUCAUCAAUAAGGGCAAAGAUGUAGCAGCACAAAAAGCUUUGAAGUGGUUGCGAGGCACUGAUGAAAUUCAUUACGAAAUGGAUGAAAUGCGAGCAGAAUACGAGCAAAUAAAAUUAGUUCCUAAAGUUACGUUGAAAGAAAUGUGGACCAACGAUAUGCUGCGGAAACCUCUAGUCAUUGCUGUGGUCGUUAUGAUCUCUCAACAACUUUCGGGAAUUAAUGCGGUCAUCUUCUAUUCUACAGACAUCUUCAAGAACGCCGGCUUGAGCCAGCAGGUGGCCAUUUACGCCACCCUCGGGAUGGGCACCAUCAACGUACUGAUGACCAUCGUAUCCAUGGUCCUCGUUGAAAAGGCUGGCCGCAGGACUCUGCACCUCAUUGGUCUGGCCGGAAUGAUGGUCGUCAUACUGAUCCUCACCAUCUGCAUGGCCUUGACGUAUAAAGCUCCUUGGUUGUCUUAUAUUAGUAUUGUGUGCAUCAUUGGGUUCAUAAUAAUGUUUGCAAGUGGGCCAGGUUCCAUUCCAUGGUUUCUGGUUGCGGAGCUUUUCGGGCAGGGCGCUAGACCGAUAGCAACAAGUAUUGCAGUGGCUGUCAACUGGUUGGCCAACUUCAUCGUCAGCCUCGGCUUCCUUCCAAUCACUGAAAUGAUUGGCGAAUAUACGUUCCUCAUCUUUGCUGCUUUAUUGGCGAUGUUCUGGCUUUUCACGUACAACCGCGUGCCAGAAACAAAAGGCAAAACCGUAGAAGAAGUCGCUGCCGUUUUCAGAGGAAAAUCUUCGACUUAACCGAACAGUAUGGUAGAACUGAACAUUGCUGCAGACCUCGAAGAUGAUGCAUCAGAAUCAACUGUGCAAUUUUUCGCAUAUUCUCUGAUGCAUUAAACUGAAAAGCACCAUAUAAUUAUCUUUGCUGUUUGCUGGAUUCGCUGUAUUCUGCAGAACUUUGAAGAAAGAUUCGAAACUUUUAGUAACGGUGCCUCAAAUUGUUGAAAGCAUGUGACCCAGAUGGAACUUAUUCAUCUUCAAACGAUAUUUUCGGUGGUAAAUUCUGCAUUUCCUCAUUUGAGGCAUCAAACAGUUCUUCGCCAAAUGGACCUCAUUUUUUUAUAAAUGCAUAGCAACUACUUUUCUAAUUCUUGAAGUUUUCGUAGAAAUCAUCUUGCCGAUAAGGACAACAGGAAAACGAACGUUUAAGCGAACAGAAAGAAAGCCUUGUGAUUAAUUUUAUUGAUAUAUUCUACAACAGUGGUGCCCAACCUUUUCGAACCCAAGGGUCUCAUGUGAGAUUUUUUUUCGCUGACGUAACAAGAAAUUCGAGAUGUUUAAAAAAUUUCUAGAUAACAUGGAAAAACUUGAUGGGGGGAAAAAGUCAAGAAAAUAAUAAACCACGAAUUGUUAUUAGUAUUACUUGAAGCUUAUUUUAUCAAUGCGAGCUUUGUAGCUGUUUUCCAGAAACAAAUUUCUGGCUAUUGGGCUCUAAAUUUGAAAUAGACUAAUCAUGGUCCGAGAUUUGUAGCAAUGAACGAAACGACGGGUCGUACAGGUCAGUUCCGCGGGCAGCGUGUGAUCCACGGGCCGUAGGUUGGACACCACUGUUCUACAAGAAAGCUUUUUAAAAAUGCAUUUCCAAUGAUCAGAAGAAAAAGAAUUUUUCUGCGAAAAAUAUUUCAUUAAAUAUUCGACCUAUGUUUCUCAUAUAACUGUGAAUUUAUUAUAUUUGUAUAUAUGCAUACUCGCGUAUGUAAAACAUACAGGGGUUUCAUGAAUUUCAUUAAGUCUUGUAUUUUUAUGUUAUUUUAAAUGCUUAAAACGUAUUUUAAUAUUACUAUACGAUUUCAUUUUCAUUUUGUUGUAAAUAAGUAUAUUUUGACAUCUUUAA